GUAGCCAAUUCCCCCUUUUGAGGAUGUCUUUGAUGCGAGCAGGCCAAGUUCCAUGAGAAGGAUCGUUUCGAAACGGUGCGAACAUGUUUCCAUAAACCCACCAACGCCUGUACCUUUCGCGAAUUCUGUGGAUCUGUAACUGUGACCAGAGUUGGACCGGUGGUGGAGGUCUCCUCCACAUCCUGGCGUAGCGUCGAGGCGCAAUCCUUCAUCCCCUGCUAAUAACGUUGGCCUUGUGUUGUUGAACCGCGCCGCAGAUGUGCACAGAUUGCGUACGGGACACAUACAUACAUAAUAACCAUCAUCCCCAGGCUGCUGUGGAACCAGUUUGCCCAGAGUCGAAACUCUCCAACAUAGGGCAAACCUAUCCUUCAUCCACUGUCGUUCUUCGCAGCCACUGGGACUCGGUUCCAACAAACGCUAUUCCCUCGACCACAACCAUGUCCCACCGGUCGUUGCAACCGCCAAAAUCUCCAUAUCCCAGCUUACCCGCAUCACCAAGGGCAAACCGCUCGCAACUCUUUUCAAUAAACACAGAUGUCUGCAACACAACCACACCACCUAUGUCAGAAAAGACCGUUCCACAGGAUCUGGUAGACAGGAGAGGGCGACGACGCGAUUCUCUCGUCUUUAUCGACGCGACUAUCCCAACCAGCCCUUUAUCCAGUACAUCAACCCAUGAGCCUGACGCAGCAUUCGACGGCUUAGUUCCUCGAAGACGAAACGGAUUCGCAAGGCUCUUCAGCUGCUUUGGGCGAGAAGAGAGGGCUCGGAGAAGAACAGAACGACACACCGAAUACGUCAAAGUCGGCGAAGACCGCCACUGGACAGAGCUUUAAGUUCCUGAGCCUCGAACGCCAUCAAAACCAUCAGGUUCUUUUCACUCCAUACCCCCAACCGACUGAUUGACGGGUCCUCACCUAACCUCAUCACCCUUCGCUGGGACAGCUACUGGCUGUAUUUUGUUGAAUUCGCUGUAUCACUUCUUCGCCUGUUCCUAUUUUCGUCUGUUGAAAUCUUCUUCCCCAUCACUACGGAUGUUGUAUUUUCCUAUGUUUCCCAUUUUUAUUUUUCAUGGCGAAGGUGUGCUGGUUUUGCUUGGAGUCCCGCAAGAAGCUUUUCUGUCCCGGCUUUUCGUCCAGACCGAGGCGUCCUAGAGGUAUUUUUAGAGGGUUUAGAUAGAUACCCAAACAAUAAACAACGCAAGUACGUCACAAGAUGCAGAAUGAUAGCUCAUGG
This is a messenger RNA of Westerdykella ornata, 1239 nucleotides long. RefSeq lists its product as uncharacterized. NCBI's taxonomy places the organism in Eukaryota, Fungi, Ascomycota, Dothideomycetes, Pleosporales, Sporormiaceae. The record is from RefSeq and is a predicted model, not a curated record. The transcript has a single exon. Bases 258 to 839 code for a protein of 193 amino acids.